Molecule: messenger RNA, 1342 nt
Organism: Otolemur garnettii (small-eared galago)
Lineage: Eukaryota; Metazoa; Chordata; Mammalia; Primates; Galagidae
Gene: ST8SIA6
Product: ST8 alpha-N-acetyl-neuraminide alpha-2,8-sialyltransferase 6
Exons: 8
Coding region: 1-1200 (399 amino acids)
Biological process (GO): N-glycan processing; oligosaccharide metabolic process
Molecular function (GO): alpha-N-acetylneuraminate alpha-2,8-sialyltransferase activity
Source: RefSeq, a predicted model, not a curated record
AUGCGGCCGGGGGGCGCGCUGCUCGCCCUGCUCGCCAGCCUGCUGCUGCUGCUGCUUCUGCUGCGCCUACUGUGGUGCCCGAGCUACGCGCCCGCCCGUUCCAGGCUCUUGGCGGAGGACAGCAGGGAGGCCACCCGCAGCACCCCCGCAGCACUGAGGACCCUCCGGAGCCCGGCAACGCUGGCCCCGCGCACCACGAACAGCACCUAUCUGAAUGAGAAGUCACUCCAACUGACAGAGAAAUGCAAGAAUCUGCAAUAUGGCAUCGAGUCUCUUUCUAACAAAACCAAAGGGUAUUCGGAACACGACUACCUUCAGAUUAUCACAGAUAUACAGGGCUGUCCAUGGAAACGACAAGUGGAAGAGUAUGCAAAUUUCAGAGCAAAACUUGCUUCCUGCUGUGAUGCUGUUCAAAACUUUGUUGUUUCUCAAAAUAAUACUCCAGUUGGGACUAAUAUGAGUUACGAGGUGGAAAGUAAAAAAGAAAUCCCAAUUAGAGAGAAUAUCUUUCACAUGUUCCCAGUGGCCCAGCCUUUCGUGGAGUACCCUUAUAAUCAGUGUGCAGUGGUUGGAAACGGGGGAAUUCUGAAUAAGUCUCUCUGUGGAGCUGAAAUAGACAAAUCUGACUUCGUUUUUAGAUGUAACCUCCCUCCAACCACAGGAGAUGUUAGUAAAGAUGUUGGAAGCAAAACAAACCUCGUUACUGUGAAUCCCAGUAUCAUAACACUGAAAUAUGGCAACUUAAAGGAAAAGAAAGCAGUAUUCCUGGAGGACAUUGCAACCUAUGGAGACGCAUUUCUUCUUCUGCCAGCAUUUUCUUUCAGGGCCAACACUGGUACCUCCUUUAAAGUAUAUUACACACUGAGAGAGUCUAAGGCAAGACAGAAGGUUCUGUUUUUCCAUCCCAAGUACCUGAAACAUCUGGCCCUUUUCUGGAGAACUAAAGGUGUGACGGCGUACCGCUUGUCCACCGGCUUGAUGAUUACAAGUGUUGCCGUGGAGCUGUGUGAAAAUGUGAAGCUGUAUGGAUUUUGGCCCUUCUCUAAAACUGUAGAAGAUACACCGGUCAGCCAUCACUACUAUGACAACACCUUGCCUAAACGCGGUUUCCAUCAGAUGCCCAAAGAAUACAGCCAGAUCCUCCAGCUGCAUGUGAAAGGAAUCCUCAAACUGCAAUUUAGCAAAUGUGAAAUAGCUUAAACAAAAUGUCUUAAAAUGGGAAUCAUUUUAAUAUAACAUGGUAGGUAGCAGUGCCUCCAAAUACUAAAGGAUUUGGUAAUAGAGUUUUACAGGAAAAGCCUCCAAAUUUUUUUUUUGGCCAAAGUUCCCCACUAACUUUGCA